AUUCUAUUUUAUAUCUAUCAGUAGAAAGGAGGGACACAAUAAACAUAACUGCACUAACUUCUUGUUUCUAUAAACAGGUAUAAGUGCAAACACAAUUUAUGAAAUUCAUUUGCUAAUUUAUUUCACCUUCCGAUGGCUGGUAACAUUCGCGUUUUUCUUGUCGCGCUUCAUAUUUUCGCUUCAACACCUUUGCACAUAAGCAACAGAGCAGAAGAAGUUACAGUUAAAGAAAUUAGUGAAAUUGGGAAAAAAAAUAUUCCUGAAAUUUGUCAGAAAAACCUUUUUCUAAGGAAUCAUGCUACGAAAGGAAAUUUGCUUUCUCCGCAAGAUUUUGUUAAUUUGCGAAACUGCAACCAGCAGUAUCCCAACUGUAAACACAAAGUUGGAAUGUUGACUACAACAUAUGCAGAAGAUAGUAAUGGCAAAACCUUAAUCAUAUUUGAAGUUACGGGCAUCAAAAAACAAGGAUGUUGGGGGUAUUUGCUUCAAUUCAGUGACAACUUGGAAAUGAAAAAUAUUUAUUUUAAUUUCGAUAACGAGGAUGCUGAUUAUAAGAAGAUAAUAUACUUUCGUCUUGGAUUCACUUAUAACUUCACUGUUACACCUAUUCCAGGAGGUGAUUCAUUAAGCAUUGUAACAGAAGCACCGACACGAUGCGAGCUAGAAGUGAUAAAAGAUAUUUACUUUAAAUUAAAAGAAGAGAAGGACAUGUUCUCCAACUGUGAAACACCAAGUUAUACAGAACGAAAACGUAUAGCAACAAAGAUUUGCAACAUGUUUCCUCGUAAUGGAGCUAAACGGUGGAGAACUACACAAAAAUUACUCACUGAAGAAAAAUGUAAAUUUGUUCUUCUUUCAGGCAACUCACUUUGAACAAGAAAAACAAAAAUUAAAAUUCGCAGUGUUAUUAUGCCUAUUGACAGACAUAUGCUAGUAGCAUUAGGAACUUUCUAUAAAAUUUGUACCCAGGUUUCUGCUUUUUAUAUUUGUAAUUAGACCUCUUUUUAUGUAUUUAUUUUUUCAGCUAAUCAUGUUGCGUCGGUUAUAGAUAGAAAAUCAAAAAAAU
Messenger RNA from Hydractinia symbiolongicarpus, 1066 nucleotides. RefSeq lists its product as uncharacterized. The coding region runs from base 133 to 873 and encodes 246 amino acids. The transcript has 9 exons. The record is from RefSeq and is a predicted model, not a curated record. Lineage: Eukaryota; Metazoa; Cnidaria; Hydrozoa; Anthoathecata; Hydractiniidae.